Messenger RNA from Achroia grisella, 846 nucleotides. RefSeq names its product brachyurin-like. Lineage: Eukaryota; Metazoa; Arthropoda; Insecta; Lepidoptera; Pyralidae. The coding region runs from base 1 to 846 and encodes 281 amino acids. Gene Ontology annotation, biological process: proteolysis. Gene Ontology annotation, molecular function: serine-type endopeptidase activity. The transcript is spliced from 7 exons. The record is from RefSeq and is a predicted model, not a curated record.
AUGUUAGGAGCAGUGGUGUUUAUUUUAUUACCAUGUGUAUUACGUGCCUCGCUCAACUGUCAUGGAGUCGGCUGUACAGGCGCUACGAGAAUCUCUGGAGGAGCUGUAGUUGAAAAGAAUUCCAGGCCUUUUCAGGUGGCUCUGUAUUUGCGUGUGGGAACAACAGGAGAGUUGGGAUUUUGUGGGGGCUCUCUGAUACAUCAAGAAUGGGUAAUAACAGCUGCGCACUGCUGUUUCCACGACGAAGAACUUGUAGAUAAUGUGCAGGCAAUUCUCGGAGCACAUUCCCUAUACGACCGCUAUGAGAAUGGAAGAAGGAUCGUCAACGUUAACGAGAUCGUGGUGCACCCAGACUGGGAUCCAGACACCUUUAACAAUGACGUGGCGCUUAUGAAACUCGCUACAAAUAUACAGCUGACAGAUACCAUAGACAUAGUUCGUUUGCCGUACCUACAUACAGAACAGUACAACUUCGCCGGGAUGGCAGGUACUAUCUCUGGUUGGGGUAUUGUUGCUGAAAGUGUAUCAUUCGUGGCUCCGAUACUUCGGGAAAAAUUGAUGACGGUGAUACCGAAUAGUGCAUGCAAUGUUUCGUAUUUCAACCAGCUGCCUUCAAGUAUUGUUUGUGGUAGCUCGGAUACAGGAACUUGUAAGGGUGACAAUGGUGGUCCAAUGACUAUUGAAUUCAAAUUGCACUGGGACCAAGAAGAUGCAGAAACGAUACUGAUCGGAGUGGCAUCGUUUAUGAGCAACACCGGGUGCAACGGUAAUGUACCAUCAGUAUUUACCCGCGUGCAGCUCUACCUCCAGUGGAUCAGUGAUGUGACAGGCAUACAACUUGAUUAA